Aspergillus alliaceus is the source of this 934-nucleotide messenger RNA. RefSeq names its product CFEM domain-containing protein. Lineage: Eukaryota; Fungi; Ascomycota; Eurotiomycetes; Eurotiales; Aspergillaceae. Bases 155 to 733 code for a protein of 192 amino acids. The record is from RefSeq and is a predicted model, not a curated record. The transcript has 3 exons.
CUUGAUCUCAGGUGUCUCCUAUCAUCAUCCUUCUCAACACACCCCCUCCUUUUACUUUUCUUGAAACCUCUCCUGCAUCAUUUGACCCAGAAAAAUCCAUUCGCAAAAGGAUAACUUCAUUUCCAUCGGACCUUCCAGAGUUUAGGGCGUCAACAUGAAACUGCACUAUAUCUCUCUCAUGCUCACAGCCUGCCUGAGCACGGUUGUUGCUCAAGGCUUGGAGGGUCUUCCUGACUGCGCGAAAGAUUGUGCUACUGGUUCCAUUCCCAAGCAGUGCCAGGCUAUUGAUAUUGCUUGUAUUUGUGCAGACAAGAGCUUCAUCAACAAUAUUUCCUGCUGUGUCGCCAAUAAGUGCUCGAAGGACCAACAAGAUGCUGUGAUUAAAUUUGCAAACCAGAUCUGCGGCGGUGCCGGUGUAAACGAUCUUCCCAAGAGUGCUAGCUGUGCUAGUGGAAGCUCGAGUGCUACUGAAACCCCCCCCCGCUCUUCUGCCUCUAAUAAGUCGUCGGUUACUUCGACAGGUACAGAUACGAGUGCAUCAGUCACGACUACCUCGGGUUCUUCUGGCAGCUCUUCAUCACCAGUCAGUUCCCAAUCUGACAACAAUACCAAGGCCUCGUCUACAACAGCUCCGUCGCCUACUACUAGUACUGGCAGAGCCGCUCUUGUCCAAGGCAAGGAUACCAGCCUCCUUGCCGCUAUUGGUGCGGCGGUUUUCGCAUUGUUUGUGUAAAGAAGUGAGGCUUGCAGCCCAUUUCUUGAGUGGAGAGUUUUUGUGGAGUUAACCCGACUACUUGAUGGAAAGUCGAGGAAGUAGAGCAGGCGACCACAUGUCUAGAAUCAAGCCUAUUGGGCAAGAACUUGUCUUAUUUUUUUCAAUAAGCCCACUAGGUCAAUAUUCUAGUUAUCUUAAACGUCCACUCGAAGAAUGCAU